UGCGACACCUGUCUGUACAUUCCCUUUUUGGUAUUGACACGAUCUCAUAGUAUCUUUUGCAGCGCGUCGCAACACUCGACAGUGCUUCAAUGCGCAUGACCUUGCUACAAAGGCACCCAAAAUAGGGAUGAAACGCAGGUUUCGAGCAUUUUGAUUGGCCGAUGCGUUUAGAAAGCGCCGAUACGCACCUCUCGUAUUCGCACCGAAAGAGAUGCACGUUUGAUGUCGCAGAUGAGCACCGACUGCAACCUUGUAACUGUAAGUGUUUAAGUAUCUUGAAUGUCCCUCAACCUCUACACUUUGGUUUCAGUUUCAAAUCACCACGCUCUUUUACUACCGCACUCAAGACGCGACUAGGUACCGAUCGCACCGCAACUAGCGACUAUGCUACACCACCUCUAUACGCGCAAGGAUGGCUACACCGACCAACCACUAUAUCCAUACAACCCCUCCGACACAGCGGCAUACGCCUUCGUAGCUAUGUUCGCCAUUGCCGGGUUGCUCCACCUCGUGCUCAUGUUCCCCUAUCGAGCCUGGUUCCCCAUCCCAAUGAUCAUUGGCACCGCUAUGGAAGCAGGCUCCUACUACCUCCGCUCCAAAUCCCACGACAACAUCCACCAAAUCCUGCCCUUCAUCAUCUCCACCCUUCUCAUCAUGGGCGCCGCUCCCAUGCUCGCAGCCACAAUCUACAUGUCGCUCAAACGCAUCGUCAAUGCUGUCGAUGCUGCACACUCUGCACCAAUCAGCAUGCGCUGGGUGUCGAAGCUCUUCGUGCUCUUCGAUGUUGGGUGCUUCAUCAGUCAGAUCGCAGGAAGUGCGAUGCGGGCGGACGUGAAGACUCUGAGUACCGGUACUACGCUGGUUAUGGUGGGGUUGAUUAUACAGGUCGUGAUCUUCUUCAUUUGUAUCGCGCUUAUGGCGAGUAUUCAUUUUCGCUUGAACCGCAACCCGACGAACCUCUCCAACCUCCCAACGCUAUCAUGGCGCCGUAAUGUGUGGAGUUUGUACUUCGUCAGCGGACUCUUCCUUGUCCGGAAUUUCAUUAGGAUUCUUGAGUUCAAGCAGGGUGAUUCUGGGUGGCUUCUUAGUAGUGAAGUUCCGCUGUACAUCUUUGAUGGAGGGUUUAUGCUGGUCAUCGUGGUCAUGAUGGCGGUUGUGCAUCCUGGGAGACUAGCCAGAAAGGUGGUUAAGAUGGGCAAGGAGGGUGGAUUGGAGAUGGGCUACAGGGACAGUGCAAAGGAGCCGUUCAGGCCUCUUGCUAGCCAGAUGUAAGAUGUGGAUUGUUUCUUUUGUUUACAAACUUCCUUUGUCAUAUAGAUCGGUCUCAAUAGGGUUGACCAAGUAGAG
Macroventuria anomochaeta is the source of this 1347-nucleotide messenger RNA. RefSeq names its product RTA1-domain-containing protein. The transcript has 3 exons. Bases 385 to 1272 code for a protein of 295 amino acids. Lineage: Eukaryota; Fungi; Ascomycota; Dothideomycetes; Pleosporales; Didymellaceae. The record is from RefSeq and is a predicted model, not a curated record. Gene Ontology annotation, cellular component: membrane.